GCGGCCGCUUCCGGCGGAGCGUCUGAGGGGAGGCUGUGGCCUCUGGAGCAGCGAUGGGGAAGAAGCACAAGAAACACAAAGCAGAGAAGGCGGAAUGGCGUUCGGCCUCUGCUACCUCAUACGGCGAUUAUGUGGAUAAACCUUUGGAAAAACCUCUGAAGCUGGUACUCAAAGUUGGAGGAAGUGAAGUGACUGAACUUUCUGGGUCAGGGCAUGAUUCUAGUUACUAUGAUGACAGAUCAGAUCACGAGCGAGAACGACAUAAAGAAAAGAAGAAGAAAAAGAAAAAAAAGUCUGAGAAGGAUAAAGAAAAGCAUCUAGAUGAUGAGGAAAGAAGAAAGAGAAAGGAAGAGAAAAAGAGGAAAAGGGAAAAAGAACAGUGUGACACUGAAGGAGAAAUUGAUGACUUUGAUCCUGGGAAAAAAGUGGAGGUUGAACCUCCUCCAGAUCGUCCUGUCAGAGCAUGCAGAACUCAGCCAGCUGAAAAUGAGAGCACUCCAAUCCAGCAAUUACUGGAACACUUCCUUCGCCAGCUUCAAAGGAAAGAUCCUCAUGGGUUUUUUGCUUUUCCAGUCACGGAUGCCAUCGCUCCUGGAUAUUCCAUGAUAAUAAAGCAUCCCAUGGAUUUUGGUACAAUGAAGGACAAAAUCUCAGCGAAUGAAUACAAAUCAGUCACUGAAUUCAAGGCAGAUUUUAAACUGAUGUGUGAUAAUGCAAUGACUUACAACAGACCAGAUACUGUUUACUACAAGCUAGCCAAGAAGAUCCUGCACACAGGCUUUAAGAUGAUGAGCAAAGAACGGCUGUUAGCUUUGAAGCGCAGCAUGUCGUUUAUGCAGGACAUGGAUUUUUCUCAGCAGGCAGCUCUUUUGGGUGAUGAAGAUACAGCAGUUGAGGAACCUGUCCCCGAAGUUGUUCCUGUACAAGCAGAGACCAAGAAAUCCAAAAAGCAAAAUAAAGAAGUCAUUAGCAAAACUUUCUUGUGUAUCGGAUCUGAAUCUCUAUACAGAGAGAAAUUCUUAGCUAAGCAAAUGGAAGAAGAUACUCCAGGAGAGAGAAAUGGAUUUGGUGUGAGGAGAUGCUCUACCCAGUACCUAAGUUGCAUGUUUGAACCCGAGGGAAAUGCAUGCAGCCUGACAGAUAGUACUGCUGAAGAACAUGUCCUGGCACUAGUGGAACAUGCAGCAGAUGAAGCUCGGGAUAGGAUCAAUCGAUAUCUGCCCAACAGCAAGAUUGGUUAUCUGAAAAAAAAUGGAGAUGGAACUUUAUUAUUUAGUGUAGUAAAUUCAUCUGAUCCAGAAGCAGAAGAGGAAGAGACUCACCCAGUGGAUCUGAGUUCACUGUCAAGCAAAUUAUUACCUGCCUUCACUACACUGGGCUUUAAAGAUGAACGGAAAAAUAAAGUAACCUUUCUUACAAGUGCUAGUACAGCACCUUCCAUGCAAAACAACUCUGUAUUUCAUGAUUUGAAAUCAGAUGAAAUGGAACUCCUGUACUCAGCAUAUGGUGAUGAAACUGGGAUACAGUGUGCUAUAAGCUUACAAGAAUUUGUGAAGGAUGCUGGAAAUUACAGCAAGAAAAUAGUAGAUGAUCUUCUGGACCAGAUCACUAGUGGAGAUCAUUCCAAGACUAUUUAUCAGCUAAAGCAGAGGCGAAACAUCCCAGUAAAACCACUGGAUGAAGUUAAAGUUGUGCCAGUUCUCAUAAAAGAAGAACACAAGUUGCAUAAUACCUGUCCGGAUUCUUCCAAACAGAUUAUGAUUGGAGAAUCUGCUGGAGACAGUAGCACUUCUGACUUGGACUUUCUCUCAAUGAAGUCAUAUUCUGAUGUAUCUCUUGAUAUAUCCAUGUUAAAUUCACUAGGGAAAGUAAAGAAGGAGCUCGAUCACGAUGAUAACCAUUUGCACCUGGAUGAAACAACUAAGUUGCUGCAAGACCUUCAUGAAGCUCAGGCUGAGAGAGUGGGAUCCCGACCAUCAUCCAAUUUGAGUUCCCUCUCCAAUACCUCUGAGAGAGAUCAACAUCAUCUUGGAAGCCCUACUCAUCUGAGUGUUGGAGAACAGCAAGAUAUAGUUCAUGAUCCCUAUGAAUUUCUUCAGUCUCCAGAAACUUCUAAUGCUCCCACUAACUAAUUUGACAUGUACUAUAUAUAUUUUGUAUUUUAAUUGUAUUAUGUUUUUCUAAAGUUUUUGUCCAUGGCAGAAACUUCAUUUGUCCUCUUUUCUGUGAGGAUUCCUAAAUAUCCUAUUUGCUGGAUUAUACAGAAGAAAAAUACCUGUUUACUACAUAAUUUUGUUAGCAAUGUUUGAAAACCUUCUUUUAAUUUGUUUGUUGAGGGAGAUUGCUCUUUACUGGUAUGUAAAUAUUGACUGAAAUCUAACAAAUUAUGUGUUAAAAUUGUAUUCUAGAGAAACUAAAAAUUAGUUUUCCCAGUAUCAUGGCAGCAUUCAUAAACUAUUUCCAGUAGAACUGUAUGCCAGUUCUGUUCAGGUCUUAACUUCAGCAUCUUCCAGGAGGAACAUUAUAUUUCAACAGUGAAAGAACUGCAUGAAUUGUAGUCAUUAUUCUACAAUAAUCUGCAGAAAUUUUUUGUUUCCCCAUGUUUUAAAAUCUUUUUUUAAUCACUCCAGAGAAUACUUGAGAAUAACAAUAUUUGGUAGUUGCAUUGAAAUGGUCAUUAUGAGAAUUCUGUCUUGGAUCUAAAAAAGUAAAAAAGAUGGUUUUGUGAUCCCUUGUGUCUUGAAGCACAAAGAAAAAAAUGUAGUAUGUGUAUAUAUUUGGAUGGAAGAAAAUACUGGAUAAGGUGUGCUUUUCAGUCAUUUUAAAGUAAAACUUUUAUAAUUCAGUACUGAUGUAACUGGGGGAUUUUGUACCAUUGAGAUGUGAAAGCUGGACAGAUGUUACGAAUUUACAGUAUUUUGUAAAUGUUAAAAAUAUUAAAUACACUUUUGAUGUUUGCAGAUACCUCGUUCUUACCAGGAGAAAAUUUGCUCCUUUACUGAGUCUGAAAUACUAGGAGGUUUUGAUCUGAAUUUUUGUGCUGCUUCAAAAGAUUUCACUGUGCCACAUCUAGCUGUAAAGAAAUUUAAGUAAAUUUCUAGAAACCAGCAAAAAAGUGUGCCAGAUAACCAGUACUAGAGUCUUAAUAAAGUCCUAAUAGAAUGAUGUGUUCGCUCAAA
This is a messenger RNA of Calypte anna (Anna's hummingbird), 3179 nucleotides long. RefSeq names its product bromodomain containing 9 (gene BRD9). Gene Ontology annotation, biological process: regulation of transcription by RNA polymerase II. The record is from RefSeq and is a predicted model, not a curated record. Gene Ontology annotation, cellular component: nucleus. NCBI's taxonomy places the organism in Eukaryota, Metazoa, Chordata, Aves, Apodiformes, Trochilidae. The transcript has 18 exons. Bases 54 to 2132 code for a protein of 692 amino acids.